AUGUGCUGGGCUUCUGGGUACCAUGUGCUUCUGACGACUGAGAAGGCGUCACACGGUGCUACUCCUUAUAGGAUGCCCAGGGCUCUCUCCAGUCUUCACUUCUCUUCUCAGUUCACGGAAAACCCCUUCUUAACUUCUACUCCUCCCUCUCUCUUUCCACUUACUUACCUUCUCUCUCUGUCUCUUCAGCUGCAUCACCUAGAAGUAAAGCUGGAUCAGUUGAGGACAAUUGGUAGGGAGCUCGCCAGGGGCUCCCAGGGCGGGUUCGGGCAGUCCAAGGAGUUCCUUGAUUUGAUCAAGUCCAUUGGUGAAGCUCGAUCCAAGGCCGAGGAAGACAGAAUAGUCCUUCAUGAGAUCGAAACCCUCAAGCAUCGUAUAAUUGAGCCUGACAUUCCCAAGCGCAAGAUGAAAGAAUAUAUCAUUCGCCUUGUCUAUGUGGAGAUGCUGGGUCAUGAUGCCUCCUUCGGCUACAUCCACGCUGUUAAGAUGACCCAUGACGAUAAUCUACUUCUUAAACGAACUGGGUAUUUGGCUGUGACUCUUUUCUUGAAUGAAGACCACGAUUUGAUCAUCCUCAUAGUCAAUACAAUCCAGAAGGACCUCAAGUCUGACAAUUAUUUGGUCAUCUGUGCUGCCCUCAAUGCUGUUUGUAAAUUGAUCAAUGAAGAAACUAUCCCAGCUGUGCUGCCGCAGGUGAUCGAGCUGUUGGGUCAUUCCAAAGAGGCCGUCAGGAAGAAGGCUAUCAUGGCCCUUCAUCGUUUCUACCAGAAAUCGGCUCCUUCCGUCUCCCAUUUGGUCUCUAACUUUCGCAAGAGACUGGGUGAUAACGAUCCAGGGGUAAUGGGUGCUGCGUUGUGCCCUCUUGUUGAUCUUAUAACGACCGACGUUCAUUCUUACAAGGACCUUGUCAUCAGUUUUGUCAACAUUCUUAAACAAGUAGCUGAACGCAGAUUGCCAAAGAGCUAUGAUUAUCAUCAUAUCCCCGCUCCAUUCAUUCAGAUUAGGUUACUGAGAAUCCUGGCACUGUUGGGAAGUGGUGACAAACAAGCUAGUGAAAACAUGUAUACUAUUAUUGGUGAUAUAAUCAGCAAGAGCGAUUCAUCAAAUAAUUUGGGGAAUGCUAUUCUUUAUGAGUGCAUCUGCUGCGUCUCUUCAAUAUAUCCCAAUCCCAAGCUAUUAGCUGUUGCUGCAGAUGUUAUUGCAAAAUUUUUGAAGAGCGACAGUCAUAAUCUCAAAUACUUGGGCAUUGAUGCUCUUGGUCGGCUAAUAAAAUCAAGUCCGCGUAUUGCAGAACAACACCAACUGGCUGUCAUUGACUGCUUAGAGGACCCUGAUGAUACUCUGAAGCGAAAAACAUUUGAACUGUUAUACAAAAUGACAAAGUCCUCCAAUGUGGAAGUUAUUGUUGAACGCAUGAUUGAUUACAUGAUUAGUAUAAGUGAUUCUCAUUAUAAAACCUACAUAGCAUCACGGUGUGUUGAGCUUGCUGAGCAAUUUGCUCCAACUAAUCAUUGGUUUAUACAGGCCAUGAAUAAAGUUUUUGAGCAUGCUGGAGAUCUUGUGAAUGUCAAGGUGGCACACAAUUUAAUGCGGUUGAUUGCAGAAGGUUUUGGGGAGGAUGCUGCUGGUACAGAUAGUCAAUUGAGAUCAUCAGCUGUUGAGUCAUAUUUGCGCAUCAUUGGAGAGCCAAAGCUUCCAUCAAUGUUUCUUCAAGUCAUUUGUUGGGUUCUGGGUGAGUAUGGCACAGCUGAUGGAAAGUAUUCUGCUUCCUAUAUCGCUGGAAAGUUAUGUGACAUGGCAGAGGCAUAUUCUAAUGAUGAAACUGUUAAGGCAUAUGCAAUUUCAGCGUUGAUCAAAGUUUAUGCAUUUGAAAUAGCAGCAGGAAAGAAAUUGGAUUUGCUCCCUGAGUGCCAAUCUUUUGUUGAAGAAUUACUAGUGUCCCAUUCUACAGAUCUACAGCAACGUGCCUAUGAAUUGCAAGCUUUUGUUCUUUUGGAAGCACAUGCUAUUGAAACAAUAAUGCCACGAGAUUCAAGCUGUGAAGACAUUAAGGUUGACAAGAACCUUUCAUUUCUCAAUAUAUAUGUCCAGCAGUCUCUAGAAAGGGGGGCUCAGCCCUAUAUUCCUGAGGAUGUGCGCUCUGGAAUGGGGAACAUGGGCAACUUCAAAUGCCAAGAACAGAAUGUAUCUUCACAGCAUGCUCUGAGAUUUGAGGCAUAUGAACUUACAAAACCUACAAUGCCAUCAACAGUUACUCCAGUUUCCCUUGCAGCUUCAACUAACCUUGUUCCAGUUCCUGAGGUAUUGUAUUCUAGGGAGACCCACCAGAUUCCAUCAGGGGCAUCAGCGUCAGAGGCAGGACAAUCAGAACUUAAGCUACGUCUUGAUGGUGUUCAGAGGAAGUGGGGUAGGCCAACUUCAUCUUCAAUAUCAUCCAUGUCUGAUUCUAGUUCCCAGGUAGCUUUGAAUGGGGUGAAACAGGUGGAUGGUGCAAGUGCUGGAAACUCAAAAACACAUGAUAAUUAUGAUUUGAGGAAGACACAGGUUGAAAUAUCUCCAGAAAAACAGAAGCUUGCUGCCUCAUUAUUUGGUGGUUCAACAAAACCUGAGAAAAGACCAUCAGCCAGCCAAAAGGUUCCAAAGGCGCGUAAUGCUGCAGAAAGAUCUCAGGAAUCAAAAGCUGCAGCCGAUCAGGCUCCUCCUACUCCUGAUUUGCUUGACCUGGGUGAACCAACUGUCACUACUGCUCCUCCCUAUGUGGACCCAUUCAAGCAAUUGGAAGGACUUACUGACCUGAGCCUAAGCUCAACUAGUUGCAGUGCAGAUGCUGCUUCAAAACCCCCUGAUAUUAUGUCAAUCUAUGAGGAGACAACUACAAGUGGACAGAGUGACAGUGGUGGCUAUUCUUUUCCUGUGAGUGUUGCUGAUGUAAAUCUCCUAUCUGAGUGGUCAAAUGUUGAGGUCAGAGCUACUCCUGGAGAAACAGUUGUGGCGUCCUCAUUACAACAUGGAAAGGGCUCAAACCCUACAGAUUCUUUGGAGAAGGAUGCGUUAGUGAGGCAGAUGGGCGUUACUCCAUCAAGUCAGAACCCCAACUUGUUCCGAGACUUGAUCGGCUAACCUUGUUAGAAAGGCAGUUUUAAUUCAUAGCUUGGGGACUGGGGAUAGAUUGCUUUGCGACUUGCUAGUUGUGGAGUUUUUCCAGAAACAAUUGUCUGCUAUGAACAAUUGAAUACCAAAAAAAAAAAGUGCUCAGACAUGACUGAUCACAGAGACCUGAAAAUGGGGCCAUUCAACUACAACUUGCACGAAUGAAAUGUGAUGGCAUAAUCCGCUCAGUUGUAGACCAGCCAAUGGACGUGAGGUUUCCCUCGUUACAGCCAGGUUUUUUCCCACUCUGGACUCCGAAGGAAAACCUCACAGGAGUCAUUGUUGUUAAUACAGAAGUGUAAUUUCCAUUUAUUUCCGUUUUCAAAGCUUUGUGCAUUUUUCUAUCCAUGUCCAGACAAGUUUUCCAAUGCUGCAGUCAAUAUCAGUUUGAUGUUUGUAAAUUGUAUUCUGAUAACUUUACCGAGAUAAUGAGGGUGAGUUCCCAUGUUUCUUCAAGUCAAAUCCUCGAUUGGCUGCGCUGCAUUUCUUCUCUUGCAUGCGGGAAUUGAAUUAAUCUGAGAAUGGCAUAUGAAGGCGCUACUUAGUAAAAAUGUUAAAGCUCCAUGCAUUUGGAAGCAGAAAGUCAGUGUAUCCAAUCGAGCUUGUGUGCUUGUCUUGGUUCUGAUUUCAAUACAGUAUAGAUCAUAUAUUUGGCUUCUAACUUCUUCA
Prosopis cineraria is the source of this 3819-nucleotide messenger RNA. RefSeq names its product AP-4 complex subunit epsilon-like. Gene Ontology annotation, cellular component: membrane coat; AP-4 adaptor complex. Gene Ontology annotation, molecular function: cargo adaptor activity. The transcript has 11 exons. Bases 1 to 3120 code for a protein of 1039 amino acids. NCBI's taxonomy places the organism in Eukaryota, Viridiplantae, Streptophyta, Magnoliopsida, Fabales, Fabaceae. The record is from RefSeq and is a predicted model, not a curated record. Gene Ontology annotation, biological process: intracellular protein transport; receptor-mediated endocytosis.